ACUCAGAUGAUUGAUUUGCACCGUUCUUAUGAAUUUGUGCGGUUCUUCCUAAAAUGUUUUUGCUUCCAAGUUGAUGAAGAUGAUUACCCAUGGAAACACAACAAGAACAACCUUUUAGAAUGGUUACAUAAGUCUAUUACCAGAAAAUCAGAAUUGGCUCAAUGUAUUACUACUGCUAUGGUUGGUUCACGAACAUGGAUUGGAGGAAUCUUUAGCCGCCAAGGCCCCAAGCAUUCUACGAGUAAUAAAUACGUUGAUUUAAAGUGGACUCCUAUUCAGGAAGCAAGAUAUCAGAACCUUAGAGAUCGAGCAAACUUACCUUAUGAUGAGCUUCGUGUUGACCAUCAGAAAGCCCUUUUAGAAUUGUGGAAUUUAGCAUAUCCAAAUGUUACACUGCAAGGAUUAAUUUCCGAGCAAUGGAAGGAAAUGGGCUGGCAAGGAAUUAAUCCAUCGACUGACUUUAGGGGUGGUGGUUUUCUUUCACUUGAGAAUUUGAUCUUUUUUGCAAAAACAUUUCCGGGCGCCUUUCGUAGAUUACUAUUGAAACAACGUGGAAAAAGAGUGAUGUGGGAAUAUCCUUUUGCUAUUGCUGGCAUUAACAUAUCAUUUAUGUUGACUCAGAUGUUGGAGUUAUACCAAGUUAAGCCUAGAUGUACGCACUGUGUAAAUUUUGUCAAAAUAUUGGGAGAGGAUGAAGAAGCCUUUGAUGUUUUAUAUUGUAUAGCUUUCGUAUUGAUGGAUGCUCAGUGGCUCGCAACGCAUGCCUCAUUCAUGGAGUUCAAUGAAGUUUUACAAGUUACACGGGCACAACUGGAAAGAGAACUGGCACUUGAUGACAUCCAUCGAAUACGUGAUUUGCCAGCAUUCAACCUUCUGCACAGUUAGUUGUUUUGACUUGAAUUGUUGUAUAGUUUUAUUCGAUAUUCAUCUCCUUUGAAUCCCACUGGUGACCAUAUAUGGUCCAUAACCUCAACCAAGCCAGCACGACACCAGAACCCCUAUAGCUUUCUUCAAAAAAUGGUUAAGAUAUGAUAUGGUUGUGGGGAACUAGUUUUGUAAUAGAAACUUGAUGUUGGAGCUCAACCUAUUGUAUGCUGCUGUAUUAGUGCAUUUGCUCACAGAUUACAGAUUCUUACAUUUUAGAUUUUGUUCAUUCUUAUUUGUUAAAAAAGCGUGUGUAGUAUUUGUAUUUUA
Molecule: messenger RNA, 1194 nt
Organism: Erigeron canadensis
Lineage: Eukaryota; Viridiplantae; Streptophyta; Magnoliopsida; Asterales; Asteraceae
Product: ELMO domain-containing protein A
Exons: 10
Coding region: 7-885 (292 amino acids)
Source: RefSeq, a predicted model, not a curated record